CUCCCAUUCUCGCCAUUACGGACACACCCCAUCUUCUCCUCUCCGCAUCCGUCCAACACUCUCGCCACCACCGCAACGUAGCGCCGAGAGGAGACGCGGCCGGCGGCAUGAGGACGAGGCGUGGCGCCUGCUACUCCUGCCAUGACGACGAGGCGCACCUUCCCAAGAGGCGCAGGACCGCCGCGACGGAGGAGGGAUCGCCGUCGGCCGUGAGCGGCCCGGUAGGGAGCGGUGCCGUGGGUGACAUGUUCGACGAGCUGCCGGACGAUCUUGUGGUCUCCAUACUGGCCGAUGUGGCCGCCUCCGCCGCGUCCCCGGCCGACCUCGCCGGCGCCAUCAUGACGUGCAAGAGAUUCAGGGAGUUGGCCCAGAGCAAGGUGGUCCUCACCAAGGCGUCGCCGCGGUGCCUCGCCGUCCGCGCCAAGAGCUGGUCCGACGCCGCGCACCGCUUCCUCCAGCGCUGCGCCGACGCCGGCAACCUCGACGCCUCCUACCUCCUCGGCAUGAUCCGGUUCUACUGCCUGGGGAGCCGCGGGUCGGGCGCGGCGCUGAUGGCGGCGGCGGCCGUUGGCGGGCACCGCGACGCGCUCUACUCGCUGGCCGUCAUCCAGUUCAACGGCAGCGGCGGCAGCAAGGACGACCGGGACCUCCGCGCCGGCGCCGCGCUCUGCGCGCGCGCGGCCUCGCUGGGCCACGUCGACGCGCUCCGGGAGCUGGGCCACUGCCUGCAGGACGGCUACGGCGUGCGCCGCUCGCUGCUGGACGGCCGGCGCCUCCUCAUCCAGGCCAACGCGCGGGAGCUGGCCGCCGCCUCGGCGUCGCUCGCCAAGCCCUCCUCCUCGCGCGCGGGGCGGCAGCACUCGUGCCUGCUCAGCGACUUCGGGUGCCGCGCCGCGGCCGCCGCCGCCGCCGGCGAGGCGCACGCCGCCAACCGGUUCCUGUCCGACUGGUUCGCGGCGCGCCCGCUCGCCGCGGAAAGCGUCUCCGGCACCGGCACCGGCCCCGGGCCGAUGGAGUUGGAGGACGGCGGGUCUGGCGGCGGGGGCCUGCGGCUGUGCUCGCACGCGCAGUGCGGGCGGCCGGAGACGCGGCGUCACGAGUUCCGGCGGUGCUCGGUGUGCGGCGUGGUGAACUACUGCUCGCGCGCGUGCCAGGCGCUGCACUGGAAGAUGGCGCACAAGGCCGAGUGCACGCCCAUGGACCGCUGGCUCGACGCCGCCAACGCCAACCCCAUCCCAGAACCCAAUGCCGACGCCGCCGCCGUCGCCGCGCCGGCGCUGUGACCGUCCUACCAUCUUUCUUUUUACCUCUACUUAGUUUUUCUUUUUUUUUAGCCAAACCUUGUCUGUCUGUACAUGGUCGCUGCGGCAAAGGUAAAGCGAGUCAGGUAGCCUGCGCGGUUCUUUCGUUUAAUUUACUUAGUUUUUUUUUA
Lolium perenne is the source of this 1432-nucleotide messenger RNA. Its product is annotated as F-box protein At5g50450. NCBI's taxonomy places the organism in Eukaryota, Viridiplantae, Streptophyta, Magnoliopsida, Poales, Poaceae. Gene Ontology annotation, molecular function: protein binding. The record is from RefSeq and is a predicted model, not a curated record.